This is a messenger RNA of Drosophila subobscura, 2501 nucleotides long. It is a transcript of the gene Mad1, whose product is annotated as mitotic spindle assembly checkpoint protein MAD1. The transcript is spliced from 3 exons. The coding region runs from base 80 to 2284 and encodes 734 amino acids. The record is from RefSeq and is a predicted model, not a curated record. Gene Ontology annotation, cellular component: kinetochore; nuclear envelope; mitotic spindle. Lineage: Eukaryota; Metazoa; Arthropoda; Insecta; Diptera; Drosophilidae. Gene Ontology annotation, biological process: mitotic spindle assembly checkpoint signaling; attachment of mitotic spindle microtubules to kinetochore.
GGUCACAUUGAUGUCAAGCGAGAAUUGCAAAUUUAUUUUAUUUACUUGUAAAAUUACAGAAUUAAAAUUUUAAGGCGCCAUGGACGACAUACGCAGCAGCUUGGAUAAUAUGGUAGACCAAUUCAACGACAGCAUUACCCACUCGGCGCCCAAGAAGCUGCUAUUCAAUCGUCUCUCCAUCUCGCUGAGCGACGAUUCUGCAACAUUGCCAAAGAAGCGACGCAUGGAGCAGGAGUCGCCCAACUGCAGCCUGAACACCUCCAAUGGCUCGUUGAACAGCUCCACGACCGACCCGAAUGGCAUCAUGCAGACGAACAAAUUGCGCGCGGAGCUCAUCGAGACAAAGGCGCGUCUCAACCAGGUGCAGGAGAAGCUGAAGCAGAACGACAAGAAGCGUCGCAUGGAGUUGUCACUGGCCGAAAGCAAAGUCUCUUCCCUGCAGGCUCAAAGCGACUACACCAGCAACAAAAUGGUGCGCCUGUUGGAGGAGAUGGAAAAAAUGCGCGGGAUCGAAUCCAGUUACAAGGAGGAGAUGCGCCGUGCCAAGGCCGAAUUGGCCGCUCUCAAGCUGAAGUACGAUGACACCGUCAGCAAGCUAAAGAACGAGAAGGCGCAGCAGGAGCACGACGCACGCGAUGUUCAGUUGUGCAUCAACAACGAGCUGGCCGAGUACCGCCGCCACGCCCAGCGCUCCGAUCUGGAGCUGCAGUCGACGCUCAACGAGCUGGAGUCCAUUCGGCAGCGUCACGACGAGUACAAGGUGCGUGUGUCCGGCUUCGAGGAGUUGAGAGCUAACUUUGAGAAGCAGCAGCAGAGCCUGAAGGUGGCCGAGGAGCGCAUCAAGGAUCUGGAGUUCGAGAUUCAAUCCUACACCGACUGGAAGCAGGUGACCAAAGUGUCGCAGGAGCGUCUCGCCAGCAUACCCGAAAUGGAUGCCGAGCUGCAGCGCCUGCGCAUCCACAACCGGCAGCUGAACAAGAUCAUUGGCGACAAGCUGCUGCUGGAGGAGCAGGUGCACGAGUACAAGGCGCGGCUGGACAAGGAGGAGGGUGCCCGUGCCGAGGCGGCAUCGCUGCAGGUGAAGCUCACGCACACGGAGCAGGAGCUCAAGGAGUGGGUCAAGGUCGCGCAGGAUCAUUGUCUGGCCAACACGCUGGUCAGUCCGGCGGCACUGCGCUCCCGCAUCGAGCAGCUGCUGCAGGGCGACAUUGUCCACGUGUCCGAGAAGUACGCCUCCGAGUCGGAGUCCAAACAGAUGCGCAAUGCUGUGCGGGACUUGGAGCAGAAGGUGCGCAUUUACCUCAAGAACAUUGAGGAUCUGAACAUGAACCUGAAGCGGCACAAGAACUUCAAGGAUCGGCUUCAGCGCAAGCUGCGCACUGUGUCCCGGGAGCGUGACUUCUACAAGCAAAUGGUGGACAAUUUCGACAAGGAUCUGACCAUGAGCAAUGCGAGUGUGGCUGAGAUGACGCAGGACAUGCAGGUGCGCUAUCGCGUGGAUGUACUGGAGCGCACGGUGACCGGCUACAAGGAUCUGUGCGCCACACUGGACCGCGAGAUUCAGGCCAUGCGCGAUCAGGAGCAGCUCAGCGACCCGUCCAGCGAGGACUAUGAGAACGUGAAGAAGGAACUGGACACGCUGCGCAUCGAGAACGAUCGCCUGCGCAGGCGCAAGGAGGAGCAGGAGCUGGAGAUGAUGCAACGUUGUCUGCGCCAGGACAUCAGCUCACCCGUCAGCAAGGUCGUGCAUUUCGCCGACAAUCCCGCUGCCGAGGCAUACGAAUCAUCCAAGAACAUGUUCGAGAAGCUGCAGGCCGAAAUCGAGCGUCUGAAGCGGCACAACAAGAAGUUGGAGGAUGCCAACGAGCAGCAUCUGAAUGAGACAACCACCAGCACUGGGGGCAUGACCAUGAACUUCAAGGAGCUGAACAAACUGCGCGCCGAACUCGAGUCGGCCAAUGCCAAGCUGGGCAAGACGAAGGAGCACUUUAUGGCUGCCCGAAAGGAGUUUCGCGAUGUGGUAUACAUGCUGCUGGGCUAUCGCAUCGAUCGCGUGGGUUACAAGAGCAAUUAUCGCGUUACCAGCAUGUAUGCGGAGAGUCCUGAUGAUUACUUUUCCAUAGCUUUGAGCGAAAGCAAUGAUUUGGCACUGCUUGAGACACCCUACUCGGAGACGCUGCAGCCAGCACUCGAUCAGCAGCUGGCAGCCAAUAACUCAUUUCCACCAUUCUUCAGCUCGCUGACGCUGGAUUUGUUUCAGCGUGCCACCGUCACAAUUAACUGAAGGGAGAGACAGACACAGUCUCUAUCUUUAGUUUAACUCUUAUUUUAACGUAGUUUAAGUUCAGCGUUUGAUUGUUGUUCCCAACUAACAUCCGUGGCACGAGAAGUUCAUUCUUCAUUUCUAUUUGUGCUUGUGUUUAGUCGAUUGCAAUCAGAAAUGUGACUAAAACGAGAUUCAAUAUUAGCUGUAAUCAUAAUUAAACAACAAUUGAUAGAUA